UGCUGUUGUAUCUCAGAAGUCACCAGAUUUUGCCGAGAAUGGAGACCACUACCCCUGAUUGGUCCAGUCUUCCAGACCACCUUCUCGCCUUCAUCGCAAAACGUCUCCCCACGAGCAUUGACACACUUCGUUUCCGUGCUGUUUGUGGUUCAUUUCGCUCCUCCAUUCCUCCUCCGCAAAAAACUCUAUCUCCGCACAAGGGCCUUAAAUUAUCCAUGCCGUCACUUCCAGGCCGUCGCGGACACUUGGUGCUCGCCGAGUUCACUUAUUACGAGAUCAAACCCCUACCCAGUAGCUCCAAUCCACACCAAAAUACAAAUACAUGGUUGGUCAAAUGUGAAGAGUUGAACUCUGGCAAAGUUCGAUUUGAGGAUCCUCUAUCUAGACAUCGUCUGGGAAACUUGUCCAACAAGGUACCCGAGUCAGAAAAGUUACCACGGUAUUUGAACUUGUUGGAUUAUCAGAUCAAGGAAGUGGCUAAAGCCUAUAGAGUUGAACAAGUUUAUCAAGGUAAAGGUAUUAAUAGAAGGAAGCCUAUUGUUUUCAAUAAGGCUGCUGUGUCUUCAAGCUUCGAUAAGAUUGAUGAUGGGUUCGCCAUUAUGACGAUAAUUCAAGGAAUGGCACUAGUGUGGAGAAAUGUAGACAAGAAAUGGACCAAAUUAGAUAUUGGUUUUGAUUACUUUCUUGAUAUAAUUUACCAUAAUGAGAAGUUCUAUGCUUUGAUGUCCUCUGGUGUUGCUGUAACUGUGGAGUCCAAGUCUUUGACUGUAUCUCAAGUUUCUGUUCCCCUGCAGAUUGAUCGUUUCUGGGAUUGGUCCUAUUUAGUAAAGUCCUCUCAGGGUUUGUUUCUGAUUAUCAAGAGAUGGCAAUGGCGAGUUAAACCAAUUGAAUUCAAGGUUUAUAAACUUGAUGAACAGAAAUGUGGGUGGGUUCAGGUGAUGGAUGGAUUGGAGGAUUCAGUGUUUUUUGUUGGCGAUGAUUGUUCAUUCUGUCUUUCGGCUAAACGGUUUCCGGGAUGCAAAGGGAAUAGUGUUUAUUUCAAACAUGGUCCCUUUGAAGUUAAUGAUUGUCACCCUGGAACUGAUGGUGGGAUUUUUAACUUGAAGGACAGUACAGUUGGAGGUCUCUCAGAUUUUCCGGGCUAUUCUAAAAUCUUCUGCCCUAGGCCAUCCUGGGUCGAUUAGUGAUUCAGCUUGUCUCCUGGAUGACUGAGACUGCAUGGUGAAUUUCCUGGGAAUGUUGGACUCACCUUGUUUGGGAAUUUUUACGCUGUUCUGUCUCAGGGCAGAUUCAUAUUUUUCGAUAACUAUUAAUUCAUCAUUUGUGAUAAGAAUUUCUUUUAUAAGAUAUUUAUACUUUUAAAAGAAGCUCAAACGUCUUUCAAAGCAUUGUAGUUCACAUUUCAUCCUACUCUUUUCAUUCUAUAAGAAGUUUAUCUCUUUGUUGCAGUGUUUC
Mangifera indica (mango) is the source of this 1455-nucleotide messenger RNA. RefSeq names its product F-box protein SKIP23-like. Bases 39 to 1184 code for a protein of 381 amino acids. NCBI's taxonomy places the organism in Eukaryota, Viridiplantae, Streptophyta, Magnoliopsida, Sapindales, Anacardiaceae. The transcript has a single exon. The record is from RefSeq and is a predicted model, not a curated record.